AGAUGUGAUCGUUUUAUUUUGCUCGCGCUAGGCUGCAUGCUGUGUCAAAUGCUCAGUACCUCUGACACCAGGGUUCGAGAGGACGCUCGAACGACACACCCAGGCAUCUCGCGAUGUUGGGUAAGCCACUGCAUGCAUUGGCCAAUACAAGACGCGCAAUCCGAUUCAUCGACCUUUGGCUGCAUAUGUGAAGCAAUGUCGCACACUUGCCUUCUCGUAGCGCCGGUGACAACGCCCGAGCGAUCACUCUUGUUGGUCCAGAAGCGAUCAACAUAUGAAACCAAUUGCAACGAAUCCGUUGAAACAUCGACUGUGAGCGACGUCCACCAACUUGGUGCCCGCCGGUGAAAUCUCCAGUCUCUAACUUGCUUCGUUCUGGAAUAUACGGCUUCAACCAUGACGUUCUUGACCGUCGAAGACUUGAAAUUGUCGUUCAACUUGUUCUGUGUCGUGUAUGGGGUCGGGACGCUCGGCAUGCCUGGAAACUACGCCCGUGCCGGUUUUGUUUGGGGGACCGCAGCCGUGCUACUCAUGGCGGCCAUCAACAUUUACACGACGGCCAGCAUCAGCAAAGUGCUGCUCCUAGCGCCCAAGAAGGUCAAGACGUACGGCGAUCUGGGUGAGUGGUGUCUAGGCAAGCCCGGUCGAUAUGUUACAGUGGUCACGCAGCUGCUCGUGUGCUGGAUGGUCCCGAUUGCGUUUCUCGUGCUGAGCGGGACGCUCCUCACCACGCUCUUCCCUGGCACGUACGACGACACGACGUGGAUCAUCCUGAUGGGCCUCGUGCUCAUGCCUGUGUGCCUGAUGCCGAGCCUGAAGGAGAGCGCGGGAGUGGCGGCGGCCGGCGCGGCAGGGACACUCAUCGCGGACGUUGUUGCGCUGUACGUGCUCGUGUCCAACAUGUCUCCGAUCCCAGCAGGUCUAGCGCCGCCGCCACCAGUUCCGACCUUUGCCAGCGUCACUUCCGUGUUUGGCAACCUGUCGCUCGGGUACUCGGCGGGGGUCGUGAUUCCGGCUCUCCAACGAGAGCAUACGCAACCGCAGCGCAUGCCCCGUGUGAUCGUAUUUACGCUCGGCGUUUGUUCCGUGUUGUUUCUCAUCAUUUCGAUCACGGGUGUGUCCACGGUGGGGUGCCAGAUCCCGGGCAACUUGCUCUUUGCGAUCACGGGGACAAAGCUCGGCUUCGAAGCAUCCCGCGGCGGCAUCGUUCUCGCCUUCCUCUCCAUGCAGCUGCACUGCACGGUGGCAUUCGCUGUCAUUGUGUUCCCGACCUUUUACAUCAUUGAGCGCAUCUUGUUUGGCUUCCACCAAGUUUCGGACGACGAGGCCGAGAAAGUGGACGACUUUGUCACGUUGGAAUCGCCCAAAACCGACGGUGUCGCCGAGUCGGUUGCCCCGACAUACAACAGCUCCAUCGACUACCUCAAGGCCAUGGUACUGCGCGUUUUCAUGGUCGGCAUCACCAUCGUGCUGGCGAUCGUGUGGAAGGACCAGUUCAUGGACAUCCUCGAUUUCGUCGGUGCGUCAUCCACGGCCAUGACAAGCAUGAUCUUGCCCGUCCUCUUCACACUCAAGACGUUUGGCAAGACCCUGCCAGUCUACGAGCGCGUGUGGUGCAUUUUUGUGUUGGUGCUUUGCUCUGCAUUGAGUGUGUACAUCUCGUACACGUCGGGCAAGUCGUUGUUUACCCCCGACACCCCCAAUCCCGCCAUCAAGUUCCCCCACUGCCCCGCCGAAUUCCAAGAGUUUGUGUACACCAACCGCACGCACUACAACCUCCCCUAGUCGUUGCAAUAAUGAAUACAUGGUGCUGUCGUUUGUGUCGUCGUUUCGUUUGAUAUCGACGAGAUCGGCACGGGGUCGGAGGCAAACUUGGGCGUGUCGAUUGCUUCGACCCCAACCAAAGUAGUUGCGCUCUACUUUCCUCAUCAUGCUUUCGUCGUGCGAUGCCACCGACUUGGCACACGUCAACCGAUCGCGUCUUGAGCCGUCCAAUUCGCAACUUGCAUCGUCGUCAUGCACACUGUUCGAACAUCUUCGUUUCACGGAGCCAUGACCGAGACCAAUACUGAACUCGGUGCCCAUGAGACUCCACACUUCUAGCCGCCGCAGUCCGCAUCUUCCAUGCGUAGUCAGCUCUACGGCAGCAUGUCGUUGGCAGCACGUUUCUUUGGUGUACUGUGAUUCCAUGGACACCGCUUGAGCAAACUCAAGUGACGGCUCGUGCGGUUGCCACAUACAUGACUUGCCGCCGAAGAUUGACGGCAGGCAUGACGAGGACGCGGGUCGCCUAGUGCAGAAGAUGCGCUCGCGUGAAACGAUCCGCCGAGGUGAUCGAUACCUCGAGAUCGCACGUUCGACAGAGCCGUCAAACAACGCCCCGUUCGAGCAACACAACCGUCAUAGCCAAAGCAUUGGCAGGGGAAUUCCAAUUGCCCAAUUGCCCAUCGACACCCGCAAGUGAGCGAACCCGACGGACGUCCAAGCACCGCAGGACUACCUUCGCCGACAUGAUCACUUUUCCAAUGGCAUCCAUGUCCAGCUGCCUUUCUGCUGCGGCCGUCAGCGACCGCCGGCGCGAAGCGUUCGGCGGAGAUCUGCCAACACGUGUGAUGCAGAUCCUUGGCAGUUUCGAGCAUCUCCUCCAACGGCAACCCGUGGAAGCC
This is a messenger RNA of Aphanomyces invadans, 2666 nucleotides long. RefSeq lists its product as hypothetical. The record is from RefSeq and is a predicted model, not a curated record. Lineage: Eukaryota; Oomycota; Saprolegniomycetes; Saprolegniales; Verrucalvaceae. Gene Ontology annotation, cellular component: vacuolar membrane. The transcript has a single exon. Gene Ontology annotation, biological process: amino acid transmembrane transport. The coding region runs from base 397 to 1785 and encodes 462 amino acids. Gene Ontology annotation, molecular function: amino acid transmembrane transporter activity.